UCCGGAUUUGACAAACGUAAACUGUCAAAAUAGAUUCUACCUAUAAGUUUUAGUAAAAUGGGUGAAAUAAUAACGGAAUGGAUCGCAAAACGAACUGGGAUAAUUUUAGAUUUAAAAGAGAAAAAUCUUGUUGAAUACAUAAAAGACGGAAAACUUUUGGCGCAAUUAAUUUAUAGCUAUGGCAUUAUCGAUAAAGAAACGUAUGAUUCCAUUGAAUCAUCAGAACAACCUAACAAGGCAGCAGAGAACUUUUCAAGAAUUAAAAUAUGGUUAAAAUCGGUUAAUAUAGACUUCGAAGACCGUUUAAUCAAUAAAUUAGUCUAUGAGUCAAAUAACAGUAGCGCAGUGAAGUUAUUUUAUCAGUUAUAUCUAGCCCUGAAUGAUAAAGAUAGAUUACAUUUUAUUGUGCAGAAAUUUUCAAAUAAGGUAACUCCUCCUCAGAGUAGAUUCACAGUUGAAAAGGUAGAAGAAUAUCCUGACGUUGAAGUGAAAGAGGAAGUUUGUGAAGAAUUUUUGAAGCAACAGGAUGUUAUAGAAUGGCAAAGGUUCAAAUAUAAAAACAUGCUUGAAAAAUUCAAGGAAGCACGCGAAAAAUACCUACUCCAUCUGAAAAAUUUAGCAGAUGCAGAACAUUUAGCAACAGUCCCUAUGACAGUAACAUUAACCCAGAAAAAGGACGAAUUAACAGAAAUAAAAAAACUCCCCAUUGAACCGCCUAAAAAUAAAACGUACGAAGAAUUGAUGGAAGAACAAGUGCAUUUUCAAGAAACGCCUCCCCCUUUAAUCGACUGCAGAAAAUCGAAUGUUUUCAUCAACAAAAUUCGACAAAAACGGAGACACAGAGAACGCCAAAAGACCUUACAGGUCCAAAUGCAAAAACUCUUGCUACAAGAACUAUGGGAAAAAAUUAUAUCUGAGCAAGAAAAAGAAAUUAACGAAUCCUUAAGAACGGUGCUUACGCAACAAGCCAAGUACGAAAGGCAAAUGGCGAUGAAGAUGAUGGACGUUCGAGAAGAAAAAACACAAAUCGUAGAGAACAAAAAGAAGGCUGUACGCAAGGCACAGGAAAAAAUAGAAAGCGAAAUAACAUACAGCGGUUUCCUAGAAGAAAAACAAUCAGACGAUUUAAUUCGCAGUUACUACGAAGAAAAGGCGAGAAUGCUGGAACUACAUCGACGAUUAUACGCCAUCAGGCAGUGCCUAAAGAAACAGAGAAACUGGGAAUUUUGCAGAGAAAUCGUCAGAGAUCUAACGGACAUUGCCAUACGAUGCGGCGAGUACAAAGAACAGCACGAAACUGACGUUCCCAAAGAACUAAAAGACGACAUGGUCCGUUUGUUUGUCAAAGAGCAACCAAUAUUUGAUCUCCUCGAACAAGUGGACGAUGUCCUUCAAGAUUAUUUCACAGAGGAACCGUCAGAAAUAAUAAACACUUACGAAACCAUUCGAAUGGGCUACUUGGACGAAAAAGAUUUUGAAAACUAUAACGUUCAAAAGUGGCCGUGGGAAUUAAGCUUUUUAUACGACGAUUACGAUGAUUAUGCUGAAAUAUUUCAGGAGAAGCUCGACAAAAUUGAAUUGGGAAUGAACGUUUUGGGCCAUAUUGUCCACUGGCUUUCCAUGUCGUUUACGUCUCCACCGAUAAAUAAAAAACCACCGGACAUUAUCAAAGCAAGACCUGCAGCAUGUGUCGUCGACAUCCCGAAGCCCGACACGGUUUUACCAACUCUUAAGCGUCUCCUACAGCAAAAUAACAUCAGAGUGAUCGAAAUUCAGGAAGUGAUCGACUUUUGUUUGCAAGCGUACAAGGAAGAAGCUACGGACAACGUUGCAACCGAUACGCUAACCGACGAAACAGAACGUGGUUUGCAGCAAAAAGCGGGCACCUUAAUCGAUGCAAAGAAAAAAGGAGAAAAAUCGAAAGCCUCUAAUGCUAAAAAGGACAAGAAAAAGGGAAAUGCUGCUGCUCAACAACCUGUCCCACAAACGAGCAACGAACCAGCUGUUGUUACAAAGGCGCUACAAACCCCAAAAAUAUAUCCAUGUGAGCAAUUUCAGUUUAGCAGAAAAGCGGAACUGGGUCUCAUGGCUCACGAGAUUCUCAGUUUAGGAGAUCCGAUACCAGAUCGCAUUAUUGCAGACAUGAUUACCGAAUACCUUCUGACACUUAAAAAUAUAAAAGGUUGGGUUAUAGUAAAUUAUCCGAUUGACUUUAACGAAGCCACCUGUUUGGAGGAAGCCCUAACAGCGACGCCAGUACCUGUGAAAAAUAUGCAAAAUCCUGACGAACAAUCCGAAGAACUGUCCGAUUUUGCGAAUAUAGAAAACAGGAUACCUGGUUGUGCUACCAUUCAAAAGGAAUGGAAAUCUCGGAUUGUACCGAAACCCGAUCGUCCCAUCGAAGAAAUAUUUUACGAAACAUUCCUAACUGCAUUCAUCAAGAUGAUCCCGUUCAAGCAGGAGGAAGAGAACAAAGAGGAUGAAUUCGAUCCCGACGAUCCAUUUGAAGAGAAAAAAAUGUCUAACAUAGAAGCAUUCUAUGCCAAACAAGGAUGCUAUUAUACCAUGACAUUUAAAAACCUAGACUUCACUACCAUCAAACACUUGGGCCGUUUGAUUGUCGGUGAUUUCACGAUUCCGCCAAAAGCGUCCGUCGAAAUAUUCGGAGACACGGUUUUAUACAUUGAAGACGAAUUAAAACAGGCCGCGAAGCCUGGCAAGGGCGCUAAAUCUCAAAAGAAGGGCAAAAAAGAGGAAAAACCUAAAAAGGUCGAAAAGAAACCACCACCGAAAGAAGACAAAAAAGAUAAGAAAAAAGGCGCAGGCGAUAAGAAAGCCAAGGGUGGCAAAAAAGGCCCAGACGCAGUCAUAAAAGCUGUAGCAAUGGAAGAUAAAGAAAUACAAGUUCCAGAAAUAGAACCUGAUGUCAUAGUAAUUUAUGAGGAACCACCGCCUCCUCCAAAACCUGGCGAGUUCGAAUGGAACUACGUCACAAUAGAAUUCCCUCAUAAACUGAAAGUAGCUUUGGCUACUUUAUGGAUGACCGCUGAAGAAAUCUACGUAGACGACUUUCAGCAAUUGUUCUUUUUCCAAAGGAUGAUACUGAACGCCGUCUGGCCAUAUUUCACAUUUUUGCGGCAAAAUCUCCGUACCUUUCUUACCAGACCUGACAUGAGACCAAUCUAUUUGUAUAAAUUUCAACAAAUGUUCAACGAGUUUGAGCAGGAUAUGAGAGAGGACGACGAAGUGAAGGCGGAACUGCAUUGCAGAAUAGCCGAAUUUCGCGAGAAACUACUGGAAAUAUCCGACAGGCGAAUGAUCGAAGCGGAAGAAGAAAGACGAAAAAUGAUGACCAAUUAUUGGGAGGGAAUGGAGGCUUGCGAACUCGGUAACGUUUACGUCAAUUUCAUGCAAUUGGAAAUGGAUAGGUGCGCAGACACUUUGUUUCUUAUAACUGAUUAUUAUACGGGAGUGAUUACUAAGAUGCCCUACGAAGAACCGUUUCCGACUAAAGAGAUCUUAGAAAAAAUUGAGACNGAUGUAAUGUAA
This is a messenger RNA of Agrilus planipennis (emerald ash borer), 3549 nucleotides long. Its product is annotated as sperm flagellar protein 2-like. Bases 58 to 3549 code for a protein of 1163 amino acids. Lineage: Eukaryota; Metazoa; Arthropoda; Insecta; Coleoptera; Buprestidae. The transcript has a single exon. Gene Ontology annotation, molecular function: protein binding. The record is from RefSeq and is a predicted model, not a curated record.